CAAAAGUUUGUGAUUGAACCCGGGGCGCUAUAGUGAGCCGCAGUGUUUUGCAAACGUGUAAGGUUUUAUGCACCACGGAUCGGUUUUUUUUUUGUGUGAAGUGAAACAAGCGUGUCCUCGUGUAGUGAGCGAAUGGAAGUUGCGUUUCGCCGGAAAAUGAUCAGAUUCCGCUUCGCGAUCAGCUUAACAAUGUGCCGGAAACGAGGGCAAUAAUAUUGAGGAAGUGCUACCAAAGUGUGACGGAGAACAAGCAGUAAAAGUGAAGCUUCAAGCCGUCUGUAUUUUUUGUUGUUCAGGUGUAUGAGUUGAACCGUGUUUUUGUGUUUUUGGUGCUGUUCCAAACGGUUUCGGUUUAAACAAAACCAUCUCUGGCGUAGUGCGGACUCAAUAAAAUUUCCAACCCGCCCAACAUCAAGAAUAGAAGCAACCAGUUCUGGUACUUCUUACUGACUUCGAGCACUGUUCGACAACGACAUCGUAAGGAUCCGGCUUAAAGGCCAAUGGAAGGAAAUUGUUGAGAGCUCACAUAUGUUUACGCCGUUCAAGGAUUAUUCGUUCAACAGGGCUGGCAAUUUCCGCGAAGCAAUUGCUCCAUUCGAAAGCGGUGUGGUGGUGUGAAAAAGUGAGCAGAGGAUCGGCGGAAGGAGGAAUUGUCCAUGCGGCGCAGUGUUCCAUCCCUCCCCAUGUCCUUACUGUGCAGCGCGUGAGGUAAAGUUUUCACCGGAAGGAUCUUGCAGUGCGCCCACUUCGGUCACGACUGUUGUGACCGUGUCAUCUCGCUGGUGACAGCAGGAGCGUACGGGUGCCGGGUGCGAUGGCUGUGACGCUGAAACAGGAGGUUAAUUUAUCUCGCCGCGCCUGCAGGCCCACAGACUGCACGCGCGAGCAGAGGACGCUGUUGACAACACCCCCAGUAGCGGGCAUCUGUGACUGUCGGCAUUACAGCAACGCUAGUGUUUGUGGUGAACAAGGUGCUAACAACUCGGUGGCGAUGCCGGCAAAGGAACUCGCGGAUUGCUGCACCGGCCAAAGUGGUAGCCUUCUGACGUGCCUACUGGCUACCCUCGUGAUGUGUGCGGGUCAAGUGUUAUUAAAGCUGCGCCACAGCACCGGUGGCUGGGAGCUGCACCAGCCACGGCUCGGCAGCUUGUGUAUAUAUGUAGUGUUCUGCAGCGCUUUGCUAUCUCACAAUGCCUUCGUUCUAGCUAGGCCAAACCUAAGCGCACCGGCCAGCGGCGAGAAGGUGCCGGUCGGUCAAUUAUCGCCUCUGGAUCUGGCGUUCGAUGCCAGCAGCGGAUCGCUAACGAGUGCGAGUCAAUUAAAACGUUCUGCCGAGGCGGCGGCCAUCAUCGCAUCGACCUCACCGUCGUCGGACGACGGCGCUGGCCACGGCAAUGAGAUGAUGGUCGAACAUGGCAAAGCCGGCGAGGGUGAACACGGUGACGAGCACAACUACGAACGGUAUCCCGUUUCGCAGGUGGAGUUUUCCCGCGUCGAAACUCCGUUCGUGAUCGGCGUCUGGAUUUUGUCUGCUAGCAUAGCGAAGAUUGGGUUCCACAUGACGCCCAAGCUGAGUCGCAUUUUCCCAGAAUCCUGCCUGCUGAUCGUGGUCGGCGUCAUCAUCGGUGCGCUGUUGCGGUAUGCAACGAACCUGCACGUGUCGCCCCUGACACCGAACACGUUUUUUUUCUACAUGCUGCCGCCGAUCAUCCUCGACGCCGGAUACUUCAUGCCAAACCGCAUGUUCUUCGAUAACAUUGGCACCAUCCUCCUGAUGGCUGUGAUUGGCACGAUAUUUAAUAUCGCCACCAUUGGUAGCUCGCUGUGGGCAUGCGGUCAGACCGGCAUCUUCGGCGUCGACCUACCGUUCCUGCACAUCUUCCUCUUCUCCUCGCUGAUCGCAGCCGUAGAUCCGGUAGCGGUGCUAGCUGUCUUUGAGGAGAUACACGUCAACGAGGUGCUCUAUAUCGUAGUAUUCGGUGAAUCGCUGCUUAACGAUGCUGUCACGGUCGUAAUGUAUCACAUGUUCGAGGUGUACAACAAAAUUGGUGUUGACGAAAUCAUAGCCGUUGACAUCGUGUCGGGCAUUGCGUCAUUCUUUGUGGUUGCACUCGGCGGUACCAUUAUCGGUGUCAUCUGGGGCUUCCUGACUGGUUUGGUGACACGAUUUACCGAUCACGUGCGUGUCAUUGAGCCGAUCUUCAUCUUUGUGAUGGCUUAUCUGGCGUACUUGAAUGCAGAAAUUUUCCACAUGAGCGGUAUCCUUGCCAUCACCUUCUGUGGAAUAACGAUGAAAAACUACGUCGAACAGAAUGUGUCGCACAAAUCACACACUACCAUUAAGUAUGCACUGAAAAUGUUGUCCUCCUCGGCGGAAACGAUCAUCUUCAUGUUCCUUGGCGUCGCCACUGUUAACAACAAGCAUGUGUGGAACACUUGGUUCGUUUUGCUGACAAUAAUCUUCUGUUCGGUGUAUAGAAUUUUAGGUGUUUUGAUACUGUCAGCGUUGGCGAAUCGUUUUAGAAUUCACAAGCUAACUAAAGUAGAUCAAUUUGUUAUGUCUUAUGGAGGCCUUCGAGGAGCUGUUGCGUUCGCUUUAGUGUUACUGGUGGACGAGGAUCACAUUCCGCUGCAGCCAAUGUUCUUGACGACGACGAUUGCGGUCGUUUACUUUACCGUGUUCCUGCAGGGUAUCACCAUCAAACCGCUAGUCAAAAUUCUGAACGUAAAGCGUUCGAACAAGCGCAAACCAACCAUGAACGAACGUAUCCACGAACGGUUUAUGGAUCAUAUGAUGGCCGGCAUUGAGGAUAUCGUUGGCAAGACGGGCAACUACAAUAUACGCGAUAAGUUUAAGAGAUUCGACAAUAGGUUCAUUCGUCCAUAUUUGAUCAAGAAUUUACAGGGUCCGGAGCCGAAGAUUUUGGAAACCUACUCUAAGCUAACGAUGCGCGACGCCAUGGACUACAUGCGGCGCAACCCAUCCACCAUCGGACAAAUGUCUGGAACUGAAUCAAUGAGUGCAUUAUUUAGAAACUACACGUCCUACUUCGGCGGAAGCCCUAGCUUUACGAACCUUGAAAAUUCGACCCGCAACCUUGAUAUGCAGGAGCUGGACUACAAUCCUUCGAAGAAAGACUUAACGGAUGCCAAAAUACAUCAUUUGCUGUCGGAAGAGCUUAAACCAUACCGCCGGCAUCGAAGACUUAGCUAUAGCCGCCAUGCCGUUGAUGAUCGCGACCUUUCAACACAGGUCAACUAUAAGAUGCAGAUGAAUAUUCGCCGCAUGAUAAGCGAAAAGAAACACCACAAGCGCAGCAAACGCGUCAAGGAUGGUAAGCAGCAGAAUCACGUCUCGUUCCCGGAGUUCGUGCAGAACGGAUCGGCAAAACAGUUUGCGAACGAUUACAUCAACGAAGUGCUGCACGAGGAUAACGAGGACGAGGAAAGACAGGCGGGACCGUCGGAAGACUGGGACGGAGGUGGCCUUACCUUUACCGCCAAAUCAUCGCUGGACGAAAGAGGAGCAAACAAGGAAGACAAAAGGUUUUCCCGCGAGUCACGAUUUUUGGAAUCGGAACAACGUGUCGCAACACCGACUGCUAUCGAAUCGGUCCUGCCCUGGAAGCGGGUGGAUGAAAGUGACGAUAAUGGUGCUAUCAAACAGAACGAAUUCCCAUCAUGGGCUUCAAAUAAGGAGUAUCUAGCUUACAAUUCACCAAGUGCAACAUUUUUGGGUGGCUUAACGCAACCUAAACAGGCUAAGUCCGUAAUAGGUCUGUUCCGGCGCGAGAGUUCCGGUUCCGGUGGGGUCGUCAUCGGUGGGGUGACUGAUUCCGAGACAUCGACCCCGGUGGCGGCAACCACACCGGUCGGCCGGGUCGCCAUCCCCAAGGACAAACGGUCGGCCUCCAUCGCCGGCUACAUCACGAUCGAUGGCGGAGAUACGGCUGGCAACCCGAUGCUGGAUCCGCUCGGUAUCUCCCGGGCCGGACCACACGCGACGGCAUUCCCGGUCACCGCUAGCCAUCGGCGCAACAAUCGCCGUGGAUCGAUGCUGGAGCUAAGCGGCGAGGCAAUCCCAGAAGAAAACUACACCAAAUCUCUGCCCGAACGCGACAAGUACGGAACCCGCCGAGGACCAGCUCUAAUCAAAGCGUCAUCCACCAACACACCGAAGUCGGCCGGUCGGCGUACGGGUGGUCCAGUGAACCCGCAAACUACGGCCCUGCUGUCGGCCAGUUCGACCGAUUCGGACGAGGAUGACGAUGAGGAGGACGGCCACCGGCAUCAGCAGGACAGCCGUCACCGGUCCGAUGAUGCGACGCGUCGAUUAAACGGCGAUGGAAACAACGAUGACGAGGACGACGAGGACGAUGAAGACGAGGACGAGGACUGUGCGGACGAGCAGCAUCCCAUUUGAGAAAUAUUCAUCUAGGGUAGUCGUCUUACGCACUACCGUGGUAGAUUUUAAUGCCCCCUGUGUCCCUCUCGGGAAGGAUUGGGGCUUCACUGGUUGGCCGACCAAGCAAAAUGCGGCUCAGGAAAAAAAAACAAAGCACAAUUCGUGAUCGAAGCAGAUUGCACAAUUCUCACAUCAGCGCUUCUUCCAACUCGUUCCCCCCGCAUUCCGCGUAAUCCGAUGCCUUAGCGGAGGAUGUAGAACGUACGAAACGUACACAGUGUAACAGUUAGAUUCUACCGGUUGCGUUACUUCGGCGUAACGCGCGUUACGCACACUGUGUCCCGCAGUGCGUUAGCCAAGAUUCGUAAGAUGAAAAAGUGUCAGCAUAGUGGAAAUCGUGCGAGAAACUAGUAAAUCCGUCGGUGGUAGCAUAGCAAACAACCACAACAUUUACCGAGCAAAUGCUAGUAACUGGUGGCAAAAAAUAAUUACUAUUACUACUACUACUACUACUACUACUACUUACAACUACUAGUUACUACUACUAUCGAUCAUUGUGUUACGUUGCUGAAAGUAUUCGAAAUCAUUCCGGUUGCGUUAUAGAUAAAGUUAGGAGGGAAACUGUGUUACUAGCACGAAAACAGCUCGUACUGUCGCAACGUAAUGCAAGCCGCACUUAGUGGACAGCUAAGACAGGGACGAUCACUAAGACGCAUAUGAGUGCAAGGACGUUAUAGUUUAUUUUUAUGGAAUAUUAGAGUUUUUAAAGUCGGCAAAAACAAACAAACAAUCGAUUGUUACGUAUACACAUGUAAGUGGAACAGUAGAAGCGUAUGAAUGUUUUAGUUUAAAAUGAUUAAAUAAUAUCGCGCGGGUAGAUUGAUCGAGAUUUACAACAAUACAACAUAAUUUGGUGCUAUUCUAAAUGCAAGGGCAGGGCGAUACUAAUUUUUCGAUCGAUAUGAAUCUUCCUUCCACACAAGCGUUUUCUCGGUGAGAAUACAUGCUGCUUUCACGCUUCCGCAGAAACGAAAGGUAGCCAACAGUGAGAAUCGGAAGGAUUUGUUUGUCCGAUCGAACAACAAUGUACUUAAAACUAGCGAAUUAUAUUCGAUCCUUGCUAUUGUGCGUGCAGCUAUUGGCUGUUGCAUUCUCUCCGAUUACGACUGUCGCGCUUGUUUGCGUGGCUGCGCGCAACUUUGUGAGACUUCGCGUGAAGCGCUAGCACAAAACCCACCCCCAAACCAUCGAAAAACUGUAGGAGCUGAUAGGCAGGAUUUUAUCAGGCUCUAUAAAUGCUAGACAAUUUCAAACGUUAGGAAUAAUUUUUAACUAAACACACACAGUGAAGCUAUUGUGCUUGCAAGCGCGGAAGGUUAGAGAUUCCUCUAGAACCCACAGUGUCGUGACGUAUGAACAUAUUAGUUACCAGGUAUCCGUCUAGGUCGAACGUCUUAACAGGCUUCAGUUACGUUCAGACGCGUUAGCGGAGCACCUAGAAACAAGUCUAACAGAAGUUAAAGUCACAUCCAGCCUUUAAGUUGUAUAACAAAUAAUGUUUCUCUUUCAACGGAUGUUUCGUUUGUGCUUUGAGAUUCUUUUACCAAACAAACAAACACUUUAUUGACUCUCGAGCAUGUCAUUUACCAGUCAGUGGAAUAAGUUCAAUCGUAAAACUUACUAAUUAGCUGCUAGUAGACUUUCCUUUGCCAGCCGAACAAAUAGGUGUAGCAAAGAUAUGGGGGGGUUAAAGCACACAAUCCCACAUUACAAUCCCGCGCAUCCGUUACUUAUCCACCCUGAUGGGGAUGUCUUAGUGGGGAUUUUUGGCGCUACUACGCUACUUAGUGUCCAUGUAGUUACGUUUAGGUUUCGUUUAGCGGCUAGAACAAUGACACAAAACAGAGGUAUUAUUACACAACAGUAUCGAAGCAUAAGUUAGGAUUAUCUUUUUAAGGGCAUGCGACAAGGGAGGGAGGUAUUCCUUCCUGCUGGUGUACGGUAGGAUGCGAACCGGUAAGAUAACGCGCAGCAAUUGCAGUUAUUGCAUUAUUUUUCCAUCAUGUUACGCGUGUACUAUACUGCAAACAGCUCGUAAACCUUUGCUCGUGUUUUGAGUUACUUACAGCGUCCUACGUUUUGUUUACUCAGUUGAGAUCCGUGGUACUUAAGCAUCCAUUUUGCACAUUUUGUUUGCACUCGCUUUGCUUUAGAAUAAAUGCUUCGAUAUUAUUUGUUUUUUUUUUUUGGUCGCAGAAAAGAAAAUAUGAACGAAUUCCAAUUAUGUUGUUUAUUAAUUUUAUUCUGAAAAAAACGUUGAGUGGAAGCAUUUUGUUUGGUACAGGCUUUAAAGCAAAAUGCGUCAGGCAUCUUGCAUUAAAACGUGAAAUAAGACCCAUGGCCAAAAUUUACCGCGUUAGGGCUCAUCGCAUAUCGCGCACCCCUUCCAGUGUGUGGGUUCUGUGGAUUGCAAAAAAAAUUAGGCAGCAACUACCUGUCCGGGUGAAAUGCGAUAAAUAAAAUAAAAGAAAAAAACAAACAUUGUUGAUAAUUGAACUUAUAGUGUACUCUGUAGGUCAACAUUUUACGGCAAAGCACGCUGCACGCGUGAUGCAAAUAUUAACAAUUACACAAACCGAAACCCCGUUCUUGGGGAAUAGAGCGCUUUUUCUGUCCAGAAGCGGCACAAUGUAUGUGGACGAGUAGGGAUAACAAAAAAAAACCCCGCAACACUAUCUAUAUCCCACACGCAGGAACCCCAUAGCCCGCAAAAGGCUGCCGAACACUAUUCUUUUCCCCUUUUCCAAAGCUGGUAGAGCGAUACGCGAGCUGCAGAAAUGCACCGUUUCAAUGCACGUGCACAGAUGCAACUAGAACAAGAACAAGGGGAUUGGACAGUGAAGCCAGAACACUUGCGAUUGCUAUACGCUGUGAGAUGAAACAGAACUGAAACAUAAUAAAACCGAAAAAAUGGAACAGAACAGUAAGCGAACGCGCUUACAGCAGAAGCAAAUUGCGAAGCACAGCCGAAGCCGAACCUAUGCACAAAUGGCCGAAUGAUGAAUGAAUGAGUGACGCGUUUAGCUCCGCGUUAAACCGUUAAACAAUCAAUAGGAAACGAAUGAAGGAGAGACAAAAGGAAACUAAACCAUGGUACAGACAACACCAGGGAUGAUGUGUAUACUAUUGUUGUCACAAUUUCUUAUGCUCGUGAAAGGCAAAGGCGGGAGGAAGCGAACAGAAACAAACAAACAAUACCGUACGGGUUUGAGUUGAUGACUCGUAGAUAAGAAAGGAGGAAGGAAGGAAGAAAAAAAAAAUAAACGAUGGAACCUAAUGGAUCAAGCAUAGAUAAAAGUAAGCAAACAAACGGUUACAUAGAAA
This is a messenger RNA of Anopheles moucheti, 7789 nucleotides long. It is a transcript of the gene Nhe2, whose product is annotated as sodium/hydrogen exchanger 3. NCBI's taxonomy places the organism in Eukaryota, Metazoa, Arthropoda, Insecta, Diptera, Culicidae. Gene Ontology annotation, biological process: proton transmembrane transport; sodium ion transport; regulation of pH. Gene Ontology annotation, molecular function: sodium:proton antiporter activity. The record is from RefSeq and is a predicted model, not a curated record. Bases 815 to 4423 code for a protein of 1202 amino acids. Gene Ontology annotation, cellular component: membrane. The transcript is spliced from 20 exons.